Amaranthus tricolor (Joseph's coat) is the source of this 387-nucleotide messenger RNA. RefSeq names its product zinc finger BED domain-containing protein DAYSLEEPER-like. The record is from RefSeq and is a predicted model, not a curated record. The coding region runs from base 8 to 292 and encodes 94 amino acids. The transcript is spliced from 2 exons. NCBI's taxonomy places the organism in Eukaryota, Viridiplantae, Streptophyta, Magnoliopsida, Caryophyllales, Amaranthaceae. Gene Ontology annotation, molecular function: protein dimerization activity.
UGCAAGUAUGGCAAGAGAUUUAUUAAGUAUUCCAAUUACUACUGUUGCUUUCGAGUCGAGUUUUAGCUUGGGAAGUAGGAUACUAACAAAAUGGAGAGCUUCCUUACUACCGGAGAGUGCCGAGACUUUGGUCACAACCCGAAGUUGGCUAUAUGGAUAUGAUGUUGAAAAUGAUAACAAUUCUCUUGAAGACGGUGUUGAAAUUCCGAUUUUGCGGGAUCCAAACAAAGAACCUCAAGUUAUCGGCGUAGAAGAGAGCGGAGUUGAAAUUCUUGAAGAUGAUGAUUUUUAGUAAAUGUUGUCUUAGAUUAUUAAAUAGUAGACUAUGAACAAGUUUAUUAAAUUGUAAUUGUCAUACUUUGUUGAACUAAUUUUAUUUUCUGUUUC